AUGAUGAGCUGAAGGGGCCUAGCUGGAAAUUUAUUUACGUUGUGUGUCGGACUUACUGGUUGCGGUUAUUCGGCUCGUAACGGUGUCGGUUAGCUGACCGCUGCAUUGAAGCCAUUUGUUGGACAACGAAUGCUCGGCUAUGUGUUGUUGUCGGUCUGACGCGGGGAGGCUUGACGGAGGCAAGUCCAUUAAACCAUGAGUCCUCCAGCUCUGCCUGUAGUCUUCUGCUGUUGUCACAGGAAAAUCUGGUUGCACUCAGCAGGACGUGAACACAUCAGUCUGCCACCCGAUUAUUAUCUGCCCCCAGAUGAUGCUAUGGACGGACAAGCAUAAUGAAUAGAUACACCACCAUCAGACAGCUUGGGGAUGGCACAUACGGCUCAGUCAUCCUCGGCCGCAGUCUGGAGUCAGGAGAACUAGUUGCUAUAAAGAAAAUGAAAAGGAAGUUCUACUCCUGGGAAGAAUGCAUGAACCUCCGUGAAGUUAAGUCCUUAAAGAAACUCAACCAUGCUAACGUGAUCAAACUCAAGGAGGUAAUUCGAGAAAAUGAUCACUUGUACUUUAUAUUCGAGUACAUGAAGGAGAAUUUAUACCAGCUGAUGAAAGAUAGGACCCGGUUGUUUCCUGAAUCUGCUGUAAGAAAUAUUAUGUUUCAGAUACUACAAGGGCUCGCAUUCAUUCAUAAACAUGGAUUCUUUCACAGGGACAUGAAACCAGAGAAUCUCCUGUGCAUGGGUCCAGAGCUGGUGAAAAUAGCCGACUUUGGACUCGCCCGCGAGAUCAGAUCUCGACCACCGUACACAGACUAUGUCUCGACUAGAUGGUACAGAGCUCCAGAAGUGCUCCUCAGAUCCACAUCCUACAGUUCACCCAUAGACCAGUGGGCGGUUGGCUGUAUCAUGGCAGAGCUGUAUACCCUCAGGCCUCUUUUCCCAGGCUCCAGUGAAGUAGACACCAUAUUCAAGAUUUGCCAAGUCUUGGGUACACCAAAGAAGAAUGAUUGGCCGGAGGGAUUCCAGCUGGCGAGUGCAAUGAAUUUCCGUUGGCCUCAGUGUGUUCCCAGUAAUCUGAAGACACUGAUCCCAAACGCCAGUCCUGAAGCCAUCCAUCUGAUGACAGACCUGCUUCAGUGGGAUCCCAAGAAGAGACCAGCUUCUGCCCAGGCUCUCAGGUACUCGUACUUUCAUGUGGGCCAGGCUUUGGGCACUCCUCAGCAGAUCCUGGAGCAGGGCAGACCUCAGCCGGGCCUUGUGCCGAUACAGGCUCCGCUGCAGUCACAGCAGUCGCUGCAGCAGCAGCCUCUGCUCCUGAAGCCUGUUCCCCCCUCCCAGCCUCCCCCUCCCAACCAACACUGCUCCCCCUCCAGGCCUCUCCAGCAGAUCCAGCCCUCCCCUGCAUCAGCAGCUGCCCAGGCGGCAGCUUACCAACGGCACACAGAGCUGGUGCGAGAGCAGCAGCAGCCAAAGCACAUCCUGAAGCAGGAACAGACCGAAGGAACGCCACAGAGCCAUCUUCCUUACAUUGUUGACAAGAGUCUCCAGAGCAAGCAAGCGAGACAGGAAUCAGAAAAUGCAAACCUGCUGAGCUAUCAGUUGAAACCUAAAGGAGCCGGGCGGCGGCGAUGGGGACACGGCACAGGACACCUCAAGGGUGAAGACUGGGACGACUACGAAGAAACCGAUUUGACAUCUAUAAGUAUUCUUGGAAAAAGUAACUUCUCCACAGAGAAGUCGAGGCAGGGGGAGGACGCACUGAGCAGAUAUGGAAAUGUUCUGGAUUACAGUCGCCCCAGUGGAAAGGAAGAUGCACCUUUAAACCUGAACAAGACUGCAGCCUAUCAAGAGCCAUCAAGAACUGCCUCCGCUAAGCAGCAUUACCUGAGGCAGUCAAGAUAUUUACCUGGCAUUAGUACAAAGAAGAAUGUGGCCAUAAAUGCCAGUAAAGACUUCGCGGGAAGCCAUCUUUGGGGCAGCAGUAGUAUUCCAUUUGGAGGUACUCUGCCGAGCAGAGGAGCACAUGGUACAAACACAAUCCCAGGUGGAUACAUGCCAUCAUUUUACAAAAAAGACAGCGGUUCUGCUGGUCACAGAGGGCAUCAGGGUCCUUCUAUGGAAACAGCAUCAAAUUAUGCAACGUGGCGGUCUGGCCGGAGUCAGAUGAACACCUCAACCAACAUGCCGGUGGCCAACAAGAGCACCCCUGGUCUGCUGCCGCGCCCGCCGCUACAGACCAUUCACGGCCGAACAGAUUGGUCUGCCAAAUACGGACACCGCUAGUGGCCUCCCUGGAGCUCUGAUCUGCGCCCCUAAGAACUCUGUCCCCUCCAAAGAGUAGGCCUAGUUGUUUUAUAAUCAGAAUCUGUACAUAAAUCUUACACAGCAAUAAAUUUUGUUUCAUUAUGUGUAUUAUGGAUGUUGUGAGUUGUAAAAUAUUUAAGUGUAUGAGUAAAUGCAACUGGCCAAAAUGUGAGCCCAGACUUGGUCCUCAGUGUUUUCUUAUGUAUUUCUGUAAUAUAACUGCUGUCCUGCAGAGGUCACACUCUCAGUUUUGUAUCGGAUCUAUCAUUGAAUGUCGUUCACAAACAUGUAUUACAUAUUAUGCAUAUUAUAACUUUAUGAAACCUUCACUGUGACUUGUUUUUGGCUAACUAAUUACUUUGCCUCUGUACAGUUCAGUAUUUUUUUUACAUUCCUCCCCUUUUGUUUGACGAUUGCCUUGCUCAUCAGGUAACUAUUAUUGGUGUAUUAUAUGUUUUGAGUGAAAUUCAAGGCAGUGCCUAAAUUUCACUGAAGUUCGCACAAUGCAAGUGGUUGCCACAUUGUACAGGUUUCAGUUUCAGCAGUAAAAUGUUCCAAGUUAGUCCAUUCAGCCUACGUUUGGCCAAAUUAGGUGUACUUAUUAAAUUGCAGACUAUCGAGUAUAAUUAAACUUUUGACUGGC
Molecule: messenger RNA, 2940 nt
Organism: Stegastes partitus (bicolor damselfish)
Lineage: Eukaryota; Metazoa; Chordata; Actinopteri; Pomacentridae
Gene: cilk1
Product: ciliogenesis associated kinase 1
Exons: 14
Coding region: 333-2276 (647 amino acids)
Biological process (GO): protein phosphorylation
Molecular function (GO): ATP binding; protein kinase activity
Source: RefSeq, a predicted model, not a curated record